CAUUCUCAGCCACAGUUUUUUUGUGGAUUCUUGGACUAUUCUGGAAUCCUGUCAAAUCAAUCGGCAGAUUAUCAGUUACGUACCAAACAUCUUAUCAUGCGACAGCAUCGAUCGCACUACAAUAACUACCAAGCUCAACAGCAGCAGCAAUACUAUGCGAAUCAGUAUCAAAAUCAGGACUCUCACUCCGUAAUUCUGGUGACCGCCGGUUACGACCACACCAUUCGCUUCUGGGAAGCAUUAAGUGGCAUUUGUUCGAGAACCAUUCAACACCCUGAUUCGCAAGUUAACAGAUUGUGCAUCUCUCCUGAUAAAAGAUAUCUUGCGGCAGCAGGAAAUCAACAUAUCCGGUUAUACGACAUCAACAGCCCUAACUCGAACCCGAUAACUUCCUUUGAUGGUCACACCGGAAAUGUCACAGCAGUUGGGUUUCACUGCGAGGGAAAAUGGAUGGUCACUGGUAGCGAGGACGGAACCCUCAAAAUAUGGGAUACAAGGCAUGUUAUAUUAAAAAGAUAUGAGUCUAUAGCACCGUCGAUUCAACGCAAUUAUGAUCACAAGGCCCCCGUAAAUGACGUAGCCAUUUAUCCUAACCAAGGAGAAUUGAUUUCUUGCGAUCAGAAAGGAAGCAUCAAGAUUUGGGAUCUGAGCGAAAACUCUUGUACCCAUGAAUUGGUCCCUGAAGAGGACGUUCCUCUACGUUCCGUGACAAUAGCUUUUGAUGGAUCUAUGCUUGUUGCGGCGAAUAACAAAGGUAAUUGUUAUGUAUGGAAGAUGUCUAAUACCAGAGAUUAUACUGAUCCACAGACGAUCACAAAGUUUUCGGCACACGACCGGUAUAUCACUCGAUGCUUAUUGAGCCCCGAUGCCAAGAAUUUGGCAACGUGCUCGGCAGAUAGUACAGUUAAAAUAUGGUCCACGUCAAAUAACGAAUUUAAAUUAGACAAAGAGCUCACAGGACAUCAACGAUGGGUGUGGGAUUGCGCAUUCUCUGCUGAUUCGGCAUACUUGGUCACCGCGUCCUCGGAUCACUCUGCCCGGCUUUGGGAAUUGCAACAAGGUGAAACGAUAAGACAAUACAACGGGCAUCAUAAAGCCGCAGUUUGCGUGGCAUUAAAUGAUUUAUCAAUUGGAAAUUAA
Acaulospora morrowiae is the source of this 1140-nucleotide messenger RNA. The record is from the annotation of a GenBank genome assembly. NCBI's taxonomy places the organism in Eukaryota, Fungi, Glomeromycota, Glomeromycetes, Diversisporales, Acaulosporaceae.